Molecule: messenger RNA, 1181 nt
Organism: Homarus americanus (American lobster)
Lineage: Eukaryota; Metazoa; Arthropoda; Malacostraca; Decapoda; Nephropidae
Exons: 4
Coding region: 530-928 (132 amino acids)
Source: RefSeq, a predicted model, not a curated record
CAACCUAACCUACCCUAUUUGAGUAAUCAGUUUCUCCACGUGGUACUAAACAAACAAGUGCCUUUAUUAUAAGUGUACGAAGAUGUUAUUUGACCACGAUUCUGGGCCAAAUAACCGUCGGCCAUUUGACCGGGACCUGCGGGGAUCUUAUAGGAUUGUAGUCGGGAUGGUUGGGGGCAUUAAACAAGUCAUUACAUUAUGGUAUUAUUUAAUUGUAUAAUUUCUGUUGACAAAAGGAUUUAGUUUUAUUUUAGAUCUCUGUCAAAUAAGCGGCGGUUUUUGUGCCGAGUACCGGUCAAAUAAUCCCUGCCUAUAAUAUAAUAGUUUUACAGUGUUGUGUAUUAUAUAGCUAUUGGUCACAUUUCCAGGAAGCUUCAAGGACCAACAACACAUCUCGGUACGACAAGUCGAGACUCGACCGUACAGACCCGUCCGGUCUCGCACACGACGCCGUUAACGGCAAACGGAGAAACGCCGCUGGGAGGCACUUUCUCCAACACUGCCUACAGUGGACCUGAUGUGAACUAGAAUGAAGUUGGCUGGACAUAAAGUUUACUGGACCUCAAGUAGUCUGUGUCACCCGACGGGAGUCAGAAACGUCAUUUUUGUGCGGACCGGCGACUCGACGGACCCCGGCCGAGGACGCCGCUCGAACCGCGGUUGCGGAGGAGCGCGCCGAUACGAGUCGGAGACGGCUCGUACAGUCGGCGCACGAGAGCGGUCCGGACGAAGACAUUCGGGAACCGAGGACGAAGACGCUCGUCGACUGCGGACGAAGACGCUCGUCGACUGCGGACGAAGACACCGGUCGACGCGCGAGGAAGAUGCUCCGGAACACGGGAAGAACGCCACACUCCCGAGUGCGGGAAGACACUCGUCAACGCAGAAGGAGACACGCAUCAAUGUCGGGCCGGCGCGAUUGUUUUAAAGACGAUUUAACGUGUAAAAUGAAUGUACGUGUUGUUUGUAACGAUUGUUAUAAUGUUUGUAGUAUUGUUUUUAGAGACCGACUCUGCGAAGACGGAGGAAGUCGAUACAUGUCGAGAAUGAAUUUAUUGAAGAUGUUGCCUGUGAUCACUAGGUGUUUGCACUAAUUUGGGGAGAUGAUUACGAUCGUAGAACGUCACGGAAUGCGGCGCGCACGUCAUUUGUGGCGGGACGCAUCCGUAAAUAACGGCAGC